Molecule: messenger RNA, 552 nt
Organism: Cantharellus anzutake
Lineage: Eukaryota; Fungi; Basidiomycota; Agaricomycetes; Cantharellales; Hydnaceae
Exons: 4
Coding region: 1-552 (183 amino acids)
Source: RefSeq, a predicted model, not a curated record
AUGGAUGUCCAGCCUGCACGUGUACCUGACCUUCCACAGCCAUCGCCUCAAGAUUUCACACACGUUAGCGUGGACACCCUGCUUCAAACUUUUCAACCGGCUGGUGUAAUCGACUCUGAUACUUUGCCCUUCCCGACCUCGGCUUUUGCGAGGUCGCUCCAAGACGUUCUUCAUGUUCACCUUCCAAUGAUACUAGAACAAACCAGGAAAGUCAUUGAAGGGGUAACCAACGCCUACGAACCCAAUGUUGAUCCCACGUGGAGUGCAGGUAGCCUUCUGGGUCAAACCUUUUGGGAUUUCGAUACACUCUGUGAUUCAUUCGACCUGUUGAAAGACGUGCUGGUGGAUACAGGAAUUGGGGCCCUCCCUCUGACAGUCUCCAAAGCGCCCAACGUAGCCCCUCAGGUAACCUAUGAGUAUCCUCCAGUAGACGAGGUUACAAUGGUCAAGCAGGUGGAGGAUAGCUUUGCAAAAGUGAUGUCAACUAAGGAGGCUGCAGAGGUCGCUCUUAAUACUCUCCUUCAUGAGCCCAAUUUGGCGUCGCGUACAUAA